AUGUUGUGGCUUGAGAAUCUCGGCUCCUCAGGCCGAAGAGGAUCUAGGUCAAUUAGACUCAAGCUUGACGAUCCGGCGCCCUUGGCUGGUCAUUUUGAGGUAUUCCGUGGCGCCUUCCAGCCAUUAGUUCAUUCGUCAAACCAGGCAAACCACGGGGUUCCCGAUCGGUCAUCCCGGCGAGUGCGUCAAGUUCUAGGCUGCCACAUGAGAUAUCUUGGGAACUAUAUCUACCGCCAUCCAUCAACUAUUCAUACGACGAAACUCAGGAGACCAUGUCUCAUCAUUUUCACAUGUUUUACACUUGACCACUUUAUUACCCAACUUGUCACCAUGCCUGCUGGGUCUUGUCAAGUCUAUGGCUCCGUAUCUGGUGAGGACAUCAACAGUUAUCCCAAAUAUACGGGUUCUCCCUUGUUGUUGUUCCUCGCUGAUCUGUGGCUCUUCCUCUGUAACAUCUUUUACCUACCAUGCAUUUUCUUGCCUCUCACGCCAUGGCCUUGUGGGGGUCUGGAUGAACUGUACCCUUCUCUAGCCAAUAUCUUUGACAUCUGUCUUCAUUGUGUUCUGUUUGUCCUCCAGCUCGUCUUUCUUGCCUCACUCCCACUAUUCAUCUGGCUACCAUUCGGUGUCUACGUUCUGUAUAUUGUGACCGCUCUCGCCUUGAAUACGCUCAUCUGCUACGCUUUGAACCGGGGUAUCCCAGCAGACGGUCUCAGGUCGACAGAGGAUGAUUUCUCAAGACGGUGGAAUCGCCAUGAGGACGAGUAUUGGAUAUUCCUCAAUGGAAUUUGCGUUGGGAGGAAUUGGCUACAGAAUAACGUCGAUCGCAUAUCGCGGACAUUCCACCGUCCAGUAGUCGGCGUCCACAAUAAAACAACUGGUGUCAUAUUCGACAUUAUCCAGUGCCUCAUUCAACGUUGUUUGUUGUACGCGACAAAUGAUGUUCGAGACUGCUACGUAUUGGUUAGAAGAGCACUGUAUCGGCCAGAGGUAAAAAAGGUUGUGUUAAUCCUGCACUCGCAGGGGGGCAUUGAGGGCGGAAUGAUCCUGGAUUGGCUUCUCGAUGAAGUACCACAGGAUCUCAUCAGACAACUGGAAAUCUACACCUUUGGCUGUCUUGCAAAUCACUUCAACAACCCAUAUCGCGACACGGCAUCGUGUAACGCAGCGAUGCGCUAUGUGCGCACGGGAGACAUCACUGGAAAUAUCCACAACCGCAGCAUCUUACACAUUGAGCACUAUGCCAACAAACGUGAUUUCGCAUGUCGAUUUGGGGUGCUGAAUUUCGACCACAGUAAGCCCCAGGACCGUCGCGAAAACCGGUUCAUGGGUAAGGUACUCGUUAGUCCCGCUUCAGGCCAUCAGUUCAAUCAGCAUUAUCUUGAUACGAUGUUCCCACUUGACCCAACCAACCGGUUUACGCGGGAGCCACGGGAGGGCGACUUCAUGGACACAGAUGUCACAGUAAGUCGGCAUGAUAGGUGUGAAGAAGAUAGGCCUGUCACGAUCCUAGAUGCAGCGGGGCUGUUGGACGCAGGCACUGGGGAAGUAGAUGGCACUAGUUUGAACUCGGUACUCUCCGGUAGUGCGCAAAACAUGAAAGUUGGGCUCAAUAUGAAGUUGAAGAUGCACCAAAUGAGCAGAUUGUGGCUCUAUCGAAAUGGUGGCCGUCCAGUCUCGUGA
This is a messenger RNA of Aspergillus luchuensis, 1683 nucleotides long. RefSeq lists its product as uncharacterized. The coding region runs from base 1 to 1683 and encodes 560 amino acids. NCBI's taxonomy places the organism in Eukaryota, Fungi, Ascomycota, Eurotiomycetes, Eurotiales, Aspergillaceae. The record is from RefSeq and is a predicted model, not a curated record. The transcript is spliced from 3 exons.